AUGGCUGAUAGUAUUGAAGAGAAACCUCACCUGUUUCAAAUGCCUUUCGACACUAUGGGAUCAAGCAAUCAGGAUAGGCAGUUAAAUCCAGAGGCAGAAUCUUAUACUCCAUUGGUAGCUAACGAAGAUUGUACAAACCCACCGUUUGAUCGCAGGCUUGAUGAAGUUCCUCCAGAGGCAGCUGAUGGAGUUGCAGAUCAAGAUGGAAGAUCUGGUGGGAAUUUAUCUCAAGAAGAAGAUGAAAGACCUAAUGGAGAUUCAUCUCAAGAUGAUGAAAGACCUAAUGGAGAUUCAUCUCAGGAAGAAGAUGAAAGACCUAUAUAUGGAGAUUCAUCUCAAGAAGAUGAAAGACCUAUAAAUGGAGAUUCAUCUCAAGAAGAUGAAAGAUCUAAUGGAGAUUCAUUUCAAGAAGAACUUCAUUCUGGUCGAAAACGGUUACGAAAGGCACCUUCUAGGCUAACGUAUGAUUCGGCUGGAAAUCCAUCAUAUACAAGGUUAUAA
Lottia gigantea (owl limpet) is the source of this 501-nucleotide messenger RNA. RefSeq lists its product as hypothetical. The record is from RefSeq and is a predicted model, not a curated record. The transcript is spliced from 2 exons. Lineage: Eukaryota; Metazoa; Mollusca; Gastropoda; Lottiidae. Bases 1 to 501 code for a protein of 166 amino acids.